CACUCGGCGCUGGCCGACAUCAUUGGCGCCUACCCCUUCCGCAGCGGCCUGUCAGAUGAAGAGGUGGCCCGGGAGCGGGCGCUGCGCGAGUCCUUCACAGACUUCCUCCUAGGCGUGCUGGAUGUCAACCCCUCCACCCGCUGGACCCCCCGCCAGGCGGCGCAACACCCCUUCAUCACAG
Molecule: messenger RNA, 181 nt
Organism: Chlorella variabilis
Lineage: Eukaryota; Viridiplantae; Chlorophyta; Trebouxiophyceae; Chlorellales; Chlorellaceae
Exons: 3
Source: RefSeq, a predicted model, not a curated record